CUGCUUCCUGAGUCCAAGCUAUUUCGGUAUACCAACUGCCUGUCUAGUUUACACUGGGAGUUAUCCCUGAUUGCAUCAGUGAUUGUGUGUCAGGCUGUCACUUCGUGACGCUCAUGGCUCUCCGAGUCGCCGCUACAUAGCUGCUCAUGAUCAUUCGUGCUCAAACCACACCUGCCCGCGCGUCACAUGGAAAAACCAUCGUUUCCAUCUCUUCUUGAAUUGAUCCCUGUGUUCCUCUAGUCCUGAAUGACACGUGAUCGCGUUCCUGCCUUGCUCAGUCUGCAUCACGUUACCGCGACUGGCCGGAUCCGGUUUUGCGUUUAUGGGCUUGAGCGUCGCUCUGAACACGGCGGCCACUCGAAAUACUCGUCAAUUCCUUGAUAGCGGCCCGAUACAUCUGUGUCCACACAGCAACCAUCGGAGCACGCACUUGGACGCGUUUCGUCAACUUGGAGUCAGACUCAGGUCAUGGGUGGCCAAAGCCGAGAACCACCCAAACAGCUCUGCCGUAUCG
This is a messenger RNA of Mycena citricolor, 514 nucleotides long. The record is from the annotation of a GenBank genome assembly. Lineage: Eukaryota; Fungi; Basidiomycota; Agaricomycetes; Agaricales; Mycenaceae.